GCUGGGGGGUACCUCAUGUCCGGCAGGACAAUUCCGACCUCAAUAAAAGGUCUCCAGGUGCCUCUGCUCCUCACACACCUUCAGCUCUCAGCAAGAACAAGAACGGUCCUCACUCCGGCCACCCUUCGCUCCUCUCCCAACAUCAUGUGCUCCACUGGAUGCUGUUCCACGGGAUGCUGCUCCGUCGUGAAGAGCAAGACCGUGUGCUGCAGCCCGUGCCCGAGGGUCGUGUGCUGCGAGCCCUGCCAGAAAACCGUGUGCUGCUCCCCGUGCCAGAAGAGCGUGUGCUGCUCCCCGUGCCAGCAGUCCUGCUGCUGCGACCCGUGCCAGAAGACCGUGUGCUGUGAGCCGUGCAAGAAAACCGUCUGCUGUGACCCGUGCCAGCAGUCCUGCUGCUGUGACCCGUGCCAGAAGCCCUGCUGUGACCCGUGCCAGACCGUGUGUUGUGACCCAUGCCAGAAGCCUUGCUGUGACUCGUGCCAGACCGUGUGUUGUGACCCAUGCCAGAAGCCUUGCUGUGACCCGUGCCAGACCGUGUGUUGUGACCCAUGCCAGAAGCCUUGCUGUGACCCGUGCCAGACCGUGUGCUGUGACCCGUGCCAGAAGCCCUGCUGUGACCCAUGCCAGACCGUGUGCUGUGACCCAUGCCAGAAGCCCUGCUGUGACCCAUGCCAGAAGCCCUGCUGUGACCCGUGCCAGACCGUGUGUUGUGACUCGUGCCAGAAGCCUUGCUGUGACCCGUGCCAGAAGCCCUGCUGUGACCCGUGCCAGACCGUGUGCUGUGACCCAUGCCAGAAGCCCUGCUGUGACCCAUGCCAGACUGUGUGCUGUGACCCGUGCCAGAAGCCCUGCUGUGACCCAUGCCAGACUGUGUGUUGUGACCCAUGCCAGAAGCCCUGCUGUGACCCAUGCCAGAAGCCCUGCUGUGACCCGUGCCAGACCGUGUGUUGUGACCCAUGCCAGAAGCCUUGCUGUGACCCGUGCCAGAAGCCCUGCUGUGACCCAUGCCAGACCGUGUGCUGUGACCCAUGCCAGAAGCCCUGCUGUGACCCGUGCCAGUCUGUGUGCUGUGACCCAUGCCAGAAGCCCUGCUGUGAUCCCUGCCAGCAGUCCUGCUGCUGUGACCCGUGCCAGAAGCCCUGCUGUGACCCAUGCCAGACCGUUUGCUGUGACCCGUGCCAGAAGCCCUGCUGUGACCCAUGCCAGUCUGUGUGCUGUGACCCGUGCCAGAAGCCCUGCUGUGACCCGUGCCAGUCUGUGUGCUGUGACCCGUGUCAGAAGUCCGUGUGCUGCACCAAGGUGUGCCAGAAGUCCGUGUGCUGUGUCCCACGGCCCUGCUGCUGCCCCUGCGGGUCCCUGUCCUGCUGCUCCUGCGUGGUGAAGAAGCCGGUGGUGGUUUGCUGCACCCCCGUGAGGAAGUGCUGCGUCCCCUGCAUCCCCAUCCAGCAGUGCUGUGUCAAGAAGAGCUGCUGAGCUGUCCCCGGGUGGCUCUGACGGCUCCAGCCUGGUGUGAAAGGAGAACGGGCACAAGGAGGUGAAAAGCUGCUCGUUUGCUUCUGGUUCUCAUCGUGAUGGAGCCAAUUUGGAGCGAUUUUCUUCUUCUUUUCAAGCUUAAGCUGCUGCUUCUUUCUGUCUCUUAGUUAUUGACUGCCUUUAAUUGUUGACUGUCUUGAGUACACUUGAAUUUAUCACCCAUUGCAUAAGGCAUUAGAUAUUAGUGGGGUGUUCAUUCUUCUCUUGGUGUUUGGGAAAUCUUUACUGUUACUGUGAUCACGCUUCAUUUCCUCUCUUGACUUGUAGACAAUAAAAUUUAGCAUUAAGCAAAACACAA
This is a messenger RNA of Corvus hawaiiensis (hawaiian crow), 1831 nucleotides long. RefSeq names its product keratin-associated protein 10-4-like. NCBI's taxonomy places the organism in Eukaryota, Metazoa, Chordata, Aves, Passeriformes, Corvidae. The transcript is spliced from 2 exons. The record is from RefSeq and is a predicted model, not a curated record. Bases 16 to 1473 code for a protein of 485 amino acids.